CUGAUCACAUCAGCAGUAUGAAGACCCAUCUCUACCUUCUCUUGCUGGCUGCAGGCAUCUCUGCUGCUCCCCAGAUGAGCAGCAUGGCUGAAUUACUGACACUACUACAGCAAAUGUAUGAGGUGAUGACAAAGGACAUUCAGAAUCUGAGGAUUGAAACUCCCAACAAUAUAGAUGAUGUGAAUUGUAUCAGCACAAUCUUCGAAGGAACAGAACAGCUGAAAAAUAAUACAGCUAUGAAAAAAUUCAAUGCUUUUUUCCAGAAUUUUGAAAGACUGAAGCAAUGGCUCAUGCCAAACCUGGCAAAAGAGGGGAAAUGUGAUACAGAAAGAAGGAACGCAACACUAUUUAUAAAAAAGCUGAUGGCAUUCAUCCGAAAACUGUUAAAACCCACGAGACUGGAGAGUUAGAAGUUUCUAAAAUUGCUGUAAAUUUAUAAGAGCAGUAAAAUCUUUCCUUGUUUAAGAAGUGUUCCUCCUUUGCAUUAAAGUUUGGCAGGGCACACCUUCAGUUUCAGUGGUACUGCACUGGUUCCUGUUUGGCAUCUCAAAGUAUGAGGUGGCAAAAUGGCAAUUUGUAUUUUGAGACAAACAUUUAAAUGCUUGAUAAACCAAAUCAUGCAGGGGGUUACAGAAGGACCUGACUAGGAAUAAAAUCUCUGUUUCUCAUGAAGAGUUAAUUUCUGAGUGCCAGGAAGACUGAGCAGGGGUGGGUGUGAGCAGGAGCAGCUGGCUCACAGCAUACCCAUCAUCCCAGCAGCCCUGGCCCCAGUGUCCUUGCUGUGCCAUCAGCCCCGAGUGACAGAGGGUGCAGGAUGUGGAUAUUGUCCCCUCUGC
Molecule: messenger RNA, 836 nt
Organism: Haemorhous mexicanus (house finch)
Lineage: Eukaryota; Metazoa; Chordata; Aves; Passeriformes; Fringillidae
Product: interleukin-5-like
Exons: 4
Coding region: 18-410 (130 amino acids)
Biological process (GO): immune response
Cellular component (GO): extracellular region
Molecular function (GO): growth factor activity; interleukin-5 receptor binding
Source: RefSeq, a predicted model, not a curated record